AUGUUUCUGUUUCACCGCGCCACACGUGACAGGAAACAGCACAUCAGUGAUCCGUGUGGAUCGGCACCGGGCCGCGGCGUGGCUGACCUCAGGGCCGCCGACUACCCUCCAUCUGAUUCUCUUUGGUCCUGUCACUGUCCAGAGUCCGUCAGGCUGAACGGGACCAACCGGUGCUCAGGCCGACUGGAGGUGAAGUCCGACGAGUCGUGGUCAUCGGUGUGUGAAGGGGAGUUUGACCAGCAGGUUGCAGAGGUGGUCUGCAGGGAGCUGGACUGUGGGGCUCCUUCAGUCCUCCAGGGGGCGCUCUAUGGAGAAGUGGAGGCUCCAGUGUGGAGCAGAGAGUUCCAGUGUGAAGGAAAUGAGUCUCAUCUCCUGGAGUGUCACAGAUCAACCUGCUCAUCCGGCCGAGCACUUGGACUCACCUGCUCAGGUCCACGCAGAGUCAGGUUGGUGGGAGGAGCCAGUCGCUGCGCUGGUGAACUGGAGAUGAACCACCAGAGAGAGUGGAGACCAGUGACUGUCGGGGUUGGAUGGAACCAGAUAUCAGCAGAUAAAGUUUGCACACAUCUGGAUUGUGGAUCUGCUGUUUCAACAAAAGUUACAGAUAAUUCUCCAUACAGACGUGUGUGGUGGAUCGAUAACGACUGUGUCCAGUCCGAAUCUGCACUCAGGGAAUGUGUGAAGCUGACUGAUCUUUAUAAAACCAAGAAAGGCCAUGAAGUUAUCUGCUCAGGUUUGCUGGUUCAGCCAAACGUCUCCGUCUCGCCCAUUGUUGGGGUCUCCAGAGCCGAGCAGCAGGGGUAUCAUGUGCUCCUGGGCUCCAGCUUCACCGUCACGUGUUCUACUGAACCACAGUACCAAGGAGGCUCCUUCCACCUUCUCUUCACCACCUCCGACACGGCACACAACUACACCCUGCCGGCUGUCAAUCACUCCGCCCACUUCCUGUUCCCUGCUGCGAGCAGCGCCCACCGAGGGGACUACACAUGUGUUUACCACGCCUACGUUUUCUCCUAUAACUUCUCUUCCGAGAGCCGGCCUCUCCAUGUCAUUGUCUCAGCUUCUGUGACUGAUCUGAUCAUCAGAUGUGUCGUGGUGCUGCUGCUUCUGACGGUGUCGACCCUCAUCCUCUACUUCCACUUCAAGGCCGAAGGACGCCGGAGGAGACAGAGGCCUGAGACUCGUCAGCGCCCCCGCAGGUCAACAGCUGCAUCACGCGUCAACGUAGAGUAAAAGGAUCACAGCCGCAAUGGAAGAAGCUUCAGAUGGAUUUCAUCCAGAUAUUGAAUAUGUGUCAAUGUACAGUAUCAAAUGAUACACAUAUAGAUAAUCGGCGGACUGGUCCUUCAAAUUCAUAUCAGUGGUUUUGGAAGUGGAGUUUGAGGCAAAGUUGCAGCACUUAUUGAAUAUUUACACUCAGCUUAUUGUCAGUUGUGGUUAAAUGUAUUGUUUUAAACAUAAG
This is a messenger RNA of Scophthalmus maximus (turbot), 1462 nucleotides long. Its product is annotated as scavenger receptor cysteine-rich type 1 protein M130-like. Gene Ontology annotation, cellular component: membrane. The coding region runs from base 1 to 1233 and encodes 410 amino acids. The record is from RefSeq and is a predicted model, not a curated record. Lineage: Eukaryota; Metazoa; Chordata; Actinopteri; Pleuronectiformes; Scophthalmidae. The transcript has 6 exons.